Molecule: messenger RNA, 2022 nt
Organism: Trifolium pratense (red clover)
Lineage: Eukaryota; Viridiplantae; Streptophyta; Magnoliopsida; Fabales; Fabaceae
Product: transcription factor TCP5-like
Exons: 2
Coding region: 273-1445 (390 amino acids)
Cellular component (GO): nucleus
Molecular function (GO): DNA-binding transcription factor activity; sequence-specific DNA binding
Source: RefSeq, a predicted model, not a curated record
AGGAAAAGGUUGAAAUCUAAGACUUAGAAACAGCAUCUUCUCAAAUAAUAAACAUUUUAGUGCUCAUUUGGGAAAAACUUUCAUUUUAGGUUAUUUCUAUUUCCACUACUUUGCUGCAGCUCAACUCUUUCUUCUCUUUCUAGCUAUAAGCUAUGGUGGAAGAAUAAACAAAUAGCUUCCUGAAUUUUCUCUAACAACUAGUUAGUACCAUAAAUUGGGAUUGAGGAGCAAAGUAUAAUUGAAAGAGAAAAUGAUUUGAUAAAAUAUUCAAGAUGAUGUCAAGUUCAAGAGAUGGUAAUUAUCAAGAAAAACAAGGAGAUGAAAAUAAUAUGACAAAUAUUGAAAAAAUUUCCAAGACACCUUCAAGUACUUCAAGACAAUGGUCAACAUCAAGUUUAAGAAAUCCAAGAAUUGUGAGAGUAUCAAGAACAUUUGGAGGCAAAGAUAGGCAUAGCAAAGUUUGCACAAUAAGAGGAUUAAGAGAUAGAAGGAUUAGGCUUUCAGUUCCAACAGCUAUUCAAUUAUAUGAUCUUCAAGAUAAACUUGGUUUAGGACAACCAAGUAAAGUAAUUGAUUGGUUACUUGAAGCAACAAAAUGUGACAUUGAUAAAUUACCACCACUUCAAUUUCCUCAAAGCUUUUCACAAUUUCAUCAUCUUCAUCCACAAACCCUACUUCCUUUUCAUGAUCAAUCAAGUAAUGUCUUAUCUCAUGAACUUUCUCUUGGUCCUAAUUUAUAUGAUCCUAAUUCCACAUUUGUUGGAAUUCAAAAUCUUAUGGCAAGGUCAAAAUUUUGGGACAUGGAUUCAAGGAUUAAUAAUAAAGGUAAAGAAGUUGAAAGAGAGUACUUUGGUGAUAAAGGUAAGUGGAUUAAAACUAAUGAUGAAGAAAAUCAAGGUGGAGAAGCUAGUUACAAUAAUUUUCAUCAAGUUUCAACUCAAAAGCUUUUUCCUAUGGAGACUCACUCUAAUUUUCUAAACAAUGCUAUGCCAUCAUAUAACAACUACCAUUCGGAAGCUUCUAAUUUGUCUUUAUCUCAAUUUGGAACUAGUCAUGGAAUGUUCCAAUCUCAUCAACAAGUAGAUCCUAAUCAAAGUAGUGGAAAUAAUGCUUUGCAAUUUCCAUUUUCUUUACCAAAUUCACAAUUAUUUUUUGGUCCUUCAUCUUCUACUACACCACCAUCAUCAUCAUCAUCACUUUUGAAUCCUUUUAUGAACAAUUCAAUUGAAAAUGAUCCAAGAGUACAAUUCAAUCAUUUUCAGUUCAUAAACUCAAGUACUUCUUCUCAAGCUAUGCCUCAUCCUCUCAUUCCAUCUUUUCAUCACUCAUUCAAUUCACCUCCAAUUAGACCUUUUCCAUUACCAUUUAGCUCUAGACUUCUAGAUUCCGAUAACAAUAACAACGGUGACCAACCGGAUAAUAAGGGUAGCCGUGAUCGUUCUUGAAGAUCGUCGUUGAUUCUAUACAACAAUGGCUAUGAUGUGAGCAGUCAACAAGUACUUGGUGUGGUCCAUGGUUAUAUAUUCUUCAUAGUCAAGGUGAGUGAAUACAUGCCUAUAUUUAUCUAUAUUGUGGUUGCAUACACGGUGGCAUUGCGAAGUUGAUACAAUUGUGGUUGCAGAGACUUCAAAAUCCUUUAUAUUGUGAACGAAAUUGUGGUUGUAGACUACAAUUUAGUACGAGGCAUGUAUGUUAGUAAGCAUGGCAAUGCUAUAUUUUGUGUUUGAAUCAUUGUGAUAUUGUUUUUUUAUACACAAUUGUUAGUUGUUAGUAUUUUAUGUUAGUUAUCACGGUUUGAAUCUAAUUCCUCCUUCCGAAACUCCUUCAAGCAUUUCGGCUCAAUUACUUGAGCUACGUCUUGAAGACAAACCUUUAUGAUUUAAGUUUUAUUUGUAUCAUUUGACAAACCUUUGUUGGUAAGUUAGAAUAAUAAUCUUCAUUUUCUUGUAAUCAUAUAUAUAUGAAUUACUCCAUUAUAAGUUAUUUUAAUUUUAUGUCAAGAAAUUGUGUUUGUUUAUUCAA